Messenger RNA from Uranotaenia lowii, 9670 nucleotides. RefSeq names its product serine/threonine-protein kinase Genghis Khan (gene gek). Gene Ontology annotation, molecular function: protein serine/threonine kinase activity; ATP binding. Gene Ontology annotation, biological process: peptidyl-threonine phosphorylation; actomyosin structure organization. The record is from RefSeq and is a predicted model, not a curated record. Lineage: Eukaryota; Metazoa; Arthropoda; Insecta; Diptera; Culicidae. The transcript is spliced from 20 exons. Gene Ontology annotation, cellular component: cytoplasm; cytoskeleton. Bases 914 to 6379 code for a protein of 1821 amino acids.
UUUCUUUUCAGAUUCCUGUGUAGCAUCCAACACCAAAACUCCAGACAGGAACACAAAAUCGUACCAGGUGUUACCAUUAGCUAGGGCCAUCACCCUCAGCCGGCAGCCAGACGUCACUUUUCAUUAGUUAAUCGAAGGAUUGUCUGUGAAUGCGAGAAGCUAGGAAGCAAGGAUGACUGCGGUAAUCCAAUACCGGCAGCUUCACUGGUGGUCACCAUGAAGAGAUUUCCCUUAUGGAAGGGGUCUGCUGCUAUUUCUAGUUGGGAUUACCGGAUCAGAACAACAUCGCCAUUGUUGCUGUCACCAUGGAUAUCCUUGCUAGAAGAGCUAGUAAUGGUUGCAAAUGGCGGGUUGUGAGUAGUACUAGUGUUUCCAGGUUGUUCUUCAGUGGUUAUCGUGACGCACAACUGUUGGGGAUCGGGGGUUCUCGAGUGUCAGAAUGCCAAAAUCGGAUGGGCAUCGAUUGCUGCUGAUCUGUGGUGAUUUACGAUCCUAGGAAGAGAAAUGACCCCAGAUGGAAAAAUGAAGUGAACGGGGUUGGUAUGUGAGAAGCAAAAAUAGAGAGAAAAUUAGUAUAAAAUAGUUGAAUCGAAGCCAAAAUAUAGCAGGGGGUGAUACAAUUCUAAACACACCCAGAGAAGAAUCGGGCCAGCUCAGUGCUAUAUGUGUAGGGGCAAACCUAAGCAUCAUUAGGUAGUGAUGAAAUUUUCUGUUUAAUUCGCCGAAAGAAGAAAUUUUACAAAUAAAUAUAAAAAUCAAGGGAAGAGAGCAGUGAAGCGAAGUGAGAUUGAAGUCCACCGGGAAUCGAAAAUUUGAGGUCAUUGGGAAGGCCGAGAAAAGGAAAAAUCACUUUUGUGUGCCCUUCAACGGCAAAAAUUGGUGUAACUACAAACAGCAAAUCACCGGCAGCAAAAUGACCGACCCAAAGGACGUUCUCGCUGGGCUAAAUCUGUCCAGCUUAUCCGUGAUACCAGCAUCGACCCGGUUGCGCGAGCUCGAGUCGCUCAUCAUCGACAAUGUCACCUCGAACAACAACCUCAACAGCGCCGGGCUGUCGUCGGAGAAAUUCCUCUCGACCGAAACGAUGCUCGACGGGUUGCUGGUGCUCUACGACGAGUGCUGCAAUUCGUCGCUGCGGCGGGAGAAAACCGUCUCCGACUUCAUCGAGCUGGUCAAAUCGGUGGUGCAGUGCAUCAAGCAGCUUCGGCUGUCCCGGGAUGAUUUCGAGGUGCUCAAGGUCAUCGGCCGAGGUGCGUUCGGCGAAGUUUGCGUCGUCCGAAUGAAUCACACUAGUCAGAUCUACGCGAUGAAGAUCUUGAACAAAUGGGAAAUGCUAAAGCGAGCGGAGACGGCAUGCUUUCGGGAGGAACGCGAUGUGCUCGUAUUUGGCGAUCGCCGAUGGAUUACGAACCUACACUACGCAUUUCAGGACGAUAUCAAUUUGUAUCUGGUGAUGGAUUACUACUGCGGUGGCGAUCUGUUGACCCUGUUAAGCAAGUUCGAGGAUCGUCUUCCGGAAGAUAUGGCCAGGUUCUACAUAGCCGAAAUGGUCCUGGCCAUCAACAGUAUUCACGAGCUGAAAUACGUUCAUAGGGAUAUAAAGCCGGACAACAUCGUGCUAGAUGUAAGUGGGCACAUACGACUGGCCGAUUUCGGAUCCUGUUUAAAGUUGGGCCCCCAGGGCACAGUGCAAUCUAACGUAGCGGUCGGAACUCCGGACUACAUUUCCCCGGAGAUUUUGAGGGCCAUGGAAGACGGUCAGGGCAAGUACGGUCCCGAAUGUGACUGGUGGUCCUUGGGAGUGUGCAUGUACGAAAUGUUGUUCGGGGAGACCCCGUUUUAUGCGGAAAGUUUGGUCGAAACGUAUGGUAAAAUUAUGAACCAUAAAAAUUGUUUCGAUUUUCCCAACGACGACGAAGAGUUCCAAGUCAGUGAGAAUGCUAAGGAUUUAAUCAAACGAUUGAUUUGUUCGCCGGAGUACCGACUGGGGCAGAAUGGGAUCGAAGAUUUCAAAUCACACCCGUGGUUUGAGGGCAUCGAUUGGGAUACGAUACGUAACGGCCAGGCGCCGUACAUACCUGAGGUUUCUAGUCCAACUGAUACGUCGAAUUUUGACGUAGACGAUACGGAUAUCAAGUUGUCCGACGCGGUGCCUCCGACGACGAAUCCGGCCUUCUCAGGGCACCAUCUGCCUUUCGUUGGUUUUACCUUUACCAAGGACAGCAGCCUCUCGGAUGUGGGGAAACUGUCACGUGCCAUUAGCAAUUUAAAUUAUAGUCAAUUACAGCAGCCACUCGCUCCACUAAAGCUGGAAAGUAGUCAGAAGCACGGCUCGGAGGAGAAACGCCUUAGUCCGGACAGUACCCGGAAGCUGCAGGACGAGAUCAACAUCCUGACCAAGCGGAAUUGUGAACUAGAGAGUCAAAUUAAAAGUUUCGAGCGACAGGAAUUCGCCGUCCGAGCCAGUGGCAAUGCUUCUACCGGAGAUGCAGUUGAUGGCCAGUUAGAUGCUAAGGUUAAAGAGUACGAAAAAUUGAUCCGCCAGAUGCGCCAGGAGAAGGAGGACAUGCAGAAGGAACACGUGGAUGCACUUGAAAGACUGAAAAUACAAGAUAAGGAACUGAAAGAUGCGCUCGGUCAGCGGAAGCUAGCGAUGGCCGAGUACACCGAGGUUACCGACAAACUUUCUGAUUUGAGGCAACAGAAACAGAAACUAUCCCGGCAGGUACGCGAUAAGGAGGAGGAGGUUGAAGUUGCCAUGCAAAAGGUCGACACACUGAGGAGCGAACUAAGGAAAACCGACAAAACGCGAAGAGAGUUGGAAGCCCGUUUGCAAGAUCUGCUGUCGGAAAUAACUCGGGAACGACAGCUCCGAGAACGAUCCGAGGAUUACUGCCGGCAGCUGCAAUCCGAAGUGCGGAGUAGAAGUUCUUCAGAACUUGGCUCUUCAUCAUCUCUAGGAAUCUCAUCAUCCGACUCGAUCCGACUGGAAAUCGAUCGGCUAGAAGUAGAAUAUAGCGAAAAGAUUAACCUCCAACAGUCUCGGUACAACACGGAAAUAUCUGCGCUACGAGAGCAACUCACCGAAGCAGAAAACCACCGGGAAAUGUUGCAAAUCGAGCUUCAACAGGCCCGGGAUAAACUGGACUCCAGCCGUCUCGAAUCGCUCACCGAUUCCGAAGAAACCAUCCUGGAGCUGCGGAAACGCCACGAACGAGAGAAGAAGAUCCUACUGGAUGACAACCGCAAACUGAUCUCCGAUCUGGAAAUUAUUAGCGAACAAAACCGACGUCUGCAGAACGAACGACUGCAAAUGGAAAGCGAUUAUGAAGAACUGAGAAAUAAACGCCAAGCAUUCAGUCAGUGGGAGCGGCAGAUUUCGGAGAUCAUCCAGUGGGUGUCGGACGAGAAGGACGCCCGUGGCUACCUGCAGGCACUGGCAACCAAGAUGACCGAGGAGCUGGACUUCCUGAAGCAUUCGGGCUCAUUGAACCACAACGCCAACGAUAAGAACUGGCGCAACCGGCGGUCCCAGAAGCUGGACAAGAUGGAACUGCUCAAUCUGCAGAGUUCGCUGCAGAACGAGAUCCAGGCCAAGGCACUGAUUUCGGAAGAGCUAACGCGAACCCGAACCGACCUAGUGGCGGCUCAGAAGGACCUCAGAGAGACGCGCCAGGUGUGCGAAUCGAUUGGGGUAGAGCUGAAACGCAAGGACAACCAAAUCAAGGAUCUUCAACAGCGGCUGGAAUCGAACGAAGGAUUCCUGGAGCGACCAUCUUCGCAGAUGUCCUACUUGGACCAUUUCCUCAAGGAAUCUGGAGGAGGUUCCAGCUCUACGACGCACACCAAUUCAACGCUAGCAGUGAAUAUGCCGUCCCAACAGAACAGUCAACACGUGACGUCGACCAGUUCAUCGUCGAACAACCUCACCAACAAUACCCCUACAAUGAACCAGCACAACCAGAGUUUAACAUCGCUGCACCAGCAGUUGCAGCAGCAGCAAAUCCAGCAACAGCAGCAGGAACGGCAACAACUGUUGGCCCAACAGCAGCAGCAGCAACACCAAAGGCAACAGCAGCAGCUUGAUCCGUCGCACACCUACAGCAACCAGCAGCAGGUACAGCACCAGAUGCAUCACUCCAACUACUCGAUGGAGAGUGAAGAGGGCGAUGUCGAGGACAAUCGAGGUCACUCGCUGUCCAGCUCGAAGAGCAACCUGAGUGAUCAUUCGCUGAGUAUGCACAGCGUGAUGAUGCCGAAGCAGAAGGUGCAUCAAUUUUUGGUGCGCACGUUUUCUAGUCCUACCAAGUGCAACCACUGCACCUCGCUGAUGGUCGGUCUAACCCGGCAGGGUGUGGUGUGCGAGCUGUGCGGCUUCGCCUGCCACAUGAUCUGCUGCCAGAAGGUACCGACUCAGUGUCCGGUACCGUCGGAUCAGACCAAACGACCGCUGGGGAUCGAUCCGACCCGGGGCAUCGGGACAGCGUACGAGGGUUAUGUCAAGGUUCCGAAGCUGGGUGCUGUGAAGCGAGGCUGGAUUCGCCAGUUUGUGGUGGUGUGUGAUUUCAAGUUGUUCCUGUACGAUAUCUCGCCGGAUCGGAGCGCUCUGCCGAGCGUUCACGUUACUCAGGUGUUGGAUAUGCGUGAUCCCGAGUUCGGAGUAUCGGGGGUGCGAGAAAGUGAUGUCAUACAUGCGGCAAAGAAAGAUGUUCCUUGUAUCUUUAGGAUAACCACAUCCCUCCUAGAUGGUGGUCCAUCUCUUCAAACGUUGAUGCUGGCAGAUACCGAGUCCGAGAAGGCCAAGUGGGUGGUGGCACUCAGUGAGCUGCAUCGUAUUUUGAAGCGGAACAACCUACCCAAUACGGCCAUUUUCAGAGUUAAAGAAGUGCUCGAUAGUUCGCUGUCGGUGAUCCGCAGUGCGCUAAGUGCACUAAUCAUCGAUCCCGAUCGGAUUUUGCUGGGCACCGAGGACGGUUUGUUCUGUUUGGAUUUGGACCGUAGCGAAAUCGCUCGGAUAGGGGAAAGUAAAAAAGUAUUCCAGCUGUGGUACAUUGCCGAAGAGCAGCUGCUGGUGAUCCUUUGUGGGAAGCAGAGACAUCUAAGGUUGUUACCGAUUCGAGCGCUCGAGGCAGCGGAUGUCGAGUGGAUUAAGGUGGCGGAAUCCAAAAACUGUGUUACUGCGUGCACCGGGAUCAUCGAGCGAGGUCCCCAGCCGGUGUAUUGCAUUGUGAUUGCUUUGAAGCGACAAAAUACUUCCCAAAUUGUAGUUUACGUUGUCAAUAGGAACCGGAAUCGGCACCACAAAAUGUGCGAAUUUACGGUGGCCUAUCCGGUGCAGAGUUUGCAGGUGCUUUCCGAUAUGCGCUUGGCGGUCGGUCAUCAGAGUGGUUUUACGGCGUACUGUUUGCAGGGAGAGGCGCAAGCUAUGCCUCUUGUUCAUCCGGAAAAUCAACUGAACAAUUUCUUGAUUUAUUCGGGAGUUGAUGCAUGGCGAGUGAUUGAAAUACAAUCUGGACAGGGUUCGAAUGUUCAUGGGGAAUAUCUUCUAGUAUUCCAAACACUUGCCAUCUACGUCGACUUACAAGGUCGAAAAUCUCGGGACCGGGAAAUUAUGUAUCCAGCCGUUCCAACCCAUAUAACCUAUUGUGAUGGUCAUCUGCUAGUCUACUCCGAAACCCACCUGGACAUCUUCAACGCGCAAACGGCCGAGUGGGUUCAGUCGAUCGGGCUGAAACGAUCCCGUCCACUGGCCAACAAUGGUACGCUUUCGCUCACGACGAUGAACGACACUUCGCACGUCAUCUAUCUGGCCAACAUGCAUACUAGAGAACUACUUAAUUUGGCCCCCUGCGAUCGAGAGGGUCGUUUGAAAACGAAACGGUUCUCGCUGCGUAAUGAGGGUAGCCGAACGAUCAGAACGAGUACUGAUAGGCGAUCGAAGCUCAUUUCCGCCCCCACCAAUUUCAACCACAUUUCCCACAUGGGCCCGGGUGACGGUAUCCAAAAGCAGCGGCUUCUCGAUCUUCCCACCACGAUCGAAACGGCCGAUCAAACCAACCAGCAUAGGGUUUCCACGAUGCGACACGCUCCGCCACCUCCCCGGGCACCCCCACGGCCGAUGAUGCACCCUCACAAUGAAGGUUCCAAUAACUCUUUUCCAGGUGCCAAACGGACGGCCCCGGCUAGGCCUCGAGAUCAACCGCCCUCGCUGCCCCGUUCUCCCAGUCCUUUAGGUAGCAUGUCAUCGCUGCAGGAUGUUCUGAAGGUUGCCGAUAUGCAAUCCGAGUCGCGGCAAAGCGUGGCCAGCAAUAAUUCCAGCUCGUUCUCGACGCCACCCUCGCCGACCAACGAUCGUCUGAGUUCCAGUUACGAUUCCUAGUGGUAAGCAUAAGUUUCGCCGCUUUCGCUGGUGGUGAACAGCAAACUCGGCAGUUUAUAUUUGGCUUUUAAUUCGAUUCACUACUUCUACCGGAGGUAACUCGAUACGUUCGAAUAUGUAGUUGUAGAAACACGGAGUAUUUAUUUGACUUAGGCUGACCUCGGAAGGAGUGUAGCAAUAUUUACAAACUAUACUAAACAAUUGAUGGAAAAUACUCUAAAUCCAGUCAUUAGUGUUGCGUUCUAUCUUCUAUUUAUUUAUUGCAACUUUUUUCUUAAUAUUUCGAAAGCAUAUUAUCCUUCUAGCCAAUUGAUUUUUGAAUAAGAAAAUCCUGACAACUAUUGAUCUCUCUUAUAAUGCUAACAAAACUCAGCAACACUCAGAAGCAAAAAUUCAACAAAAACAAAAUUAAGGUUGUGCGCAUCGAAACCGAUUAACCACGAGUGAAUCUACAGCACAUCCUCAACUAAGCAAAAAAAAAAAAACCUAAAUCAAAACUAUCUCCUAAUACAAACACAACGUGCAAAACUGCUUAAAAUAGAACAAACGUUAUCUCGCUGCCAUUAGAAGAAAAGUGGAAACUUAUUCAAAUUUCAGCCAUACAAAAUUCCAGCGAGCCAUUAACAGAGGCUUGUGUUUUUGGGAUAGCAGAACUUUUUGUGGCGAUUGGAGUGUGUGCAAUAUCAGAAGCAAAAGAUGAACUAAAUGAAAAACGAAACGUAAGCGUUCAAGUCCGGGUUGUCCAAGGCUUUAACAAAUUAUAGCGGGCACCCAGGAUUGUAGAGAACUAGUCAAGCUGGUAGCGAACGGGUAGCGCAGAUCGCGUUUUCAUCUCUCGAACACAUUAGAAUCUUUAAAAAAAAUCUUAACUUACACCCUAAUAAAAUAACCAACUUAACCAACGUGUUACAUAUACCAUACAUACCAUUACAUCAGUAGAAGAUCGAUCUCGAAAUUGAGGAGCAUCGAAACCCCUUUCCAUUUAAACCCUUUAGAUCUGACAUACCUAUUAACUCUCUAAUGCGCAUUGUACUAUGGAAGCAAAACAUUAGAAAAAUCACCAACAUUUUUGCCGUUAACGCUCACAUACUCAGAUAUUGAAUGAUUCAUAUAAAACUAGUCGGAAAUGGAGACAACGAGUUUGUAAAAGUUGGUGUAAAAUAGAAUCUAACAGUUUUUCUUUGGAAAGUCCUGGCUUUGCUGUACGGAAGAAAGAAACGAGGAAGUAAAAUAUGCAAUUUUGAAACCUUAACUAGAGCAGUCAUAUCAUUAGAAAGUUCGUGGAUAGAAUAGAUAAAAAUUGGAAUAAUAAUUCCUUCAACCAAAUAUCAUGAAACUACCAAACUUUUUUGUCUCAAUUUGAUCAUCACUCUCAAAUAAUCGAUCCUCUUUUCUUAUUCCAAAUUUUCGUCUUCUUCACCCUUAAUUCUUUUGGCCAUUUUAAAUUUAUUUCGAAUCUUUUUGUAACAUUGCAUCAGUUAAUUACCUUGUCAUUGUAAUCGAAGUUGUAUCAAUUUGGUCGUAACAUUGCAGUAGAAAAAGAUAUCCAAAACAUUUAGCACUUCCAGCAUUACUUCUUGUGAGAAAAGCAUAAUUAAAAUUACGAUUCACUCUAACCUUAAACAUUCUAAUCUCUAAAAUAAAACACAAGACGACAAACCGUUGUAACAACUUUUAACCCCACAAAACCAUGGUUAAAUGUGAAGGCAAAAAAAGGGGUUUUGCUAGGCACCGACUCCCUACCCUACGAAUACAUAUUUCGGUUGGGGGAGAAAAUGUUCGAGAAAGAAAAACUGCAGGAAAACAAAAAAAAAAAUUAUCACGUUGAACGGAAAGCUAUUGCUACCAAGAAUUAGAGGCAGGAAUGAACGAGAGUUGAAAGCAGAAAAUAAAACUGAAGACAAUAUUUAGUAUUUCCGAUACAGAUUUACUGUAUUUGUUAAUAAUUUAUAUAUAUACACAAAAAAAACUGUAGUGCAUAUACAUGCAGCAAAGAGCGAGCGGACGAGGAUGAAGUUAGGACAAAUUAAAUCUUUGAAACCCCCUAUGGAAGUUUUCAAACUUGUAAUAUACCAGCAGAAGAAACAGAAAAAAAAACUAUUCAAAAACAGUUUCAAAUCGUACAGCCAUUUUCAAACUUUUAUUGCAUCUAUCUAUCUGUUGUAUAAAUAAUUUUCACACACUUUUGCUUGGUUGUUUUUUUGGGAGUUGUGAUGAGCACAGUUUAACAAAUCUCAGUAAAUUCGAAGGAGGCGUGACGACAAAUAUUACUUUUUCCAGUUGGUUUAUUAAAAAGCGUUAUUUUCAUUUUUACUCUAUUUUUCAACCACUGUUUAAGUGUUUUAACCAAUAUUCAGAUUUAUUUCUGAAAGAUUGCUAAUGCUAUUUUAAUAAUUCUCAGAUCGAGCAUCAAGAGAGGCAUUUUAAAUAAGUUUCCUUGAAAAAAUUAAGAGAACUUUUUCUAAACGUCGUAGGUACAUUGGUAUAAUUUUGUUUGUUGUCAUUCUUACCACAGUUGUCGAAUUUACUCGCAACAUCACUCGAAAAAAAACGUUUUACUGUUGUACAAAGAAAAAACUGAAAUUAAAACUGUUAAUAUCGUUCAUCGAUUAUAUUUAGGACCUUCUGCAUCUGCAUAUUUAUUUUAUACCAGACCUCUCUCAAAAUAACGUUGCCGUCGCACAGAAAUGUAAAGCGUCAAUUUCGGAAGGAAAAACCAUAAAAGAGCCAUACUGAAUUGAACGAAAAAAACAUUUUUUCUGAAGCGUUAAUUUUGGAUUGGAUGUAAGCAUUCUCAUAAGUUUAUGUUCGAAACAAACCUCUGAAAAAAAACUUUGACAAAUUACAAUAACAUACAGGCAAUUGAUGGAAGUACUAUAUGUAAAGAACGAAUGAGAAGGCGAUCCGCGAAAAGCGGUUAAAACAAGAGAAACUAACGUAAAAAUCGGAAAACGAACUACAACGAUCAGGUUACAUGAAAAACACAACUAGUGCUAAAAUAACAAAGAACCCGUAGUGGGGAUCGAAAUUAUAUGCUACCAGCUAAAUGAAAAAUAAAAUAAAAAACAAGCAAAACUAAAACCUAAAACAAAGCGACAGCAACAACUAACAAAAAACCAGAAAAAAUGACACGAACGCGGAGAAUGAGGAAGUGAAUCAACCUAUACUUCACUAAUUAAGAGUAAGAUAGUAGCAUAGAAUAUACCGGAAAAACAAAUCUAGUGUUUUAUAAAAAAAAAUAUAUUGAUUGUAAAAUUACCACGGCAAAAUAUAUUAUACAAAUACUAAAAC